UGCACCAGGCAGAGUUUGGACUUGCGGGGAGUCCUGCGUGGGUGAUCAGGCGGGAGGGAUGGUCUUUGUUCAGCCCCUUGCAUGUCAGCGUAACGUGUUUAAGUGGGAGUGCUGACAUGGGCAGAACCAGGCUGGGUUUUAGCCUACGCAAAUGCCCUUCUUGCCUAAAAUCCAUCGCUGAUUCCACUGCCCUGGCCCUGCGCUGCCCAUCCCAACCCAGAGCAAGUAAUGAAUUCAGCCUGCUUGCUCUGGUAGUGAUGCUGUUUCCAUGAGCCCAUGUGAUGCUCCGAUAGUGCAGCUGCUGCUGCUCUCUCCUUCCCCUGUUCUUCCAAUCUCAGGCUGUCAUGGCGACUCCCAACAAUGUUACUCCCACCAACUGCAGCUGGUGGCCCAUUUCAGCUGUCGAUAACGAUGCAGGGAAAUCCAAAGAGGCUGAGGAAAACCAGGACCUGACAGACCCUGCUCUCAGAUCCAAGGACAGACUCGUUUUGUAUCACUGGACGCAAUCUUUCAGCUCACAAAAGGUCCGCCUGGUCAUUGCGGAGAAGGGACUGCCCUGUGAAGAGCGGGAUGUCAGCAUGCCACUGAUUGAGCACAAAGAGCCCUGGUUCAUGCGUCUUAACCUUGGGGAGGAGGUACCUGUGAUCAUCCAUGGGGACAAUAUCAUCAGUGAUUACAACCAGAUCAUUGACUACAUGGAGAAGAACUUCACAGGAGAAAAUGUCGCCCAGCUGAUCCCUGAACCGGGGAGCCUUCUCCACUCCAGAGUGAUGCAGUACAGAGAGAUCCUGGACUCGCUGCCAAUGGAUGCCUACACUCAUGGCUGCAUCCUCCACCCUGAGCUCACCAUGGACUCCAUGAUUCCAAAGUACGCUACAGCUGAGAUCCGCAGACAUUUAGUUAAUGCCAGCACAGAGCUGAUGAAGUUGGACCAUGAUGAUGAACCACAGCUAUCAGAGCCAUAUCUUUCCAAACAGAAGAAACUCAUGGCCAAGAUCUUGGAACACGACAAUGUGAACUACUUGAAGAAAAUCCUCGGCGAGCUGGGAAUGGUGCUAGAUCAGAUUGAGGCUGAGUUGGAGAAGAGGAAACUCGAGUAUCAAGGGCAGAAGUGUGAACUCUGGCUCUGCGGAUGUGUAUUUACUUUGGCUGAUGUCCUGCUGGGAGCCACACUGCACCGCCUCAAGUUUCUAGGACUUUCUAAGAAAUACUGGGAAGAUGGCAGCAGACCCAACCUACAGUCUUUCUUUGACAGGAUACAAAAACGCUUUGCCUUCAGGAAAGUUUUAGGAGACAUACACACCACCCUCCUCUCAGCCGUGGUGCCCAACGCUUUCAGGCUGGUCAAACGGAAACCCCCGUCCUUCUUCGGAGCUUCCUUCCUCAUGGGAUCCCUGGGAGGAAUGGGAUAUUUUGCUUAUUGGUAUUUAAAGAAAAAAUACAUCUAAUGCUGGCUCUUUGGUGUUUAGUUUGGUGUCUCUGUGCUGUGUGAAAUCAUGAUGAAUCCUCAGUAACUGUAAUGACAUUUGAAGCAAGAUAUGAAUACUUAUUGUUAAUGUAACAUUCCAUAGUCUAGAAGUAGAAACUUAUACUGCAAGGAAAUAAGGCAACAAAAAUAAGUCAACUUGUAAAUGCCUUUUUUUUAGGUUGAAGUAUUAAACUGUAGUGAACGUCGUGUGUUGCGCUCGGGCGUUGACUGGGCUCCCACACCCACCGCAGUGUGAAACGGCCUCCAGAGUAGGCAGAUUCUGGUGGCAGAGAGAUGGCCACCCUGGAUGGUUUCCCAAGCACCAGGUUAAACAAUGGGAUCGGGAUACUCUGUUCUGUACAUUUACGUUUUCAAAAUGUUCGUUGGCCGCAUCACACAUUUCACAAGUGCAAGUAGCAGAGACUCUUCUCGUAGAAACUCCUUCGUUGUUGUCAGCUGGGGCUUUGUCUGGAAGCAGGGAAGGCAGAGCCAGUGGGGGGAAGAGAAAAUAGAUGGGCAAUGUCAAAGUGGGUUUGCAUUAUUUAAGUAUCCCUUUUUCUAUUAUUUCCAUGAAAACUAGUGUUUUUAUUGAGCUGCUCUUAGAAUGUAUCUACUUUCUAUGUUGGUUUUUUUUUAAUGUUUAACUUGUGUCUUUUACUAAAAGCCACAUUUGUUUCCCGCAUAUAAAUUAUGUUAACUUCUAGUCUGAAUUCCAUUUUAUAGAAGGGGUUUUUUGUUUUGUUUUUUAGCCUCAUGGCUCUGUGACUUGAAUAUCCUUUCAUGGAUUUGCAAAGCAUCUUUCACUGACUGAGCAUCGAGACUCUGAAAAAUGCAGCCAUUUUCAGAACUUUUCAGCACUUUCCUGAAGAUGCCAUGGCUUUCUCUUUCAUUGGGAGCUCAUUUCAGUAAUUUUCUCGCUGUGUAUUUUCUUAGAGACACUUUGCACAGAAUCGCGUUUAUCACUUUCUUGUGCCUUUUGCAUGUUGGAAAGAAAAAUGGGCGUCACUGCUACUCAUGCUUAGAAAACUCUGAGAUUCUAAAUAAAUCAUAUGGGAGGAGUAA
Alligator mississippiensis (American alligator) is the source of this 2530-nucleotide messenger RNA. It is a transcript of the gene GDAP1L1, whose product is annotated as ganglioside induced differentiation associated protein 1 like 1. The record is from RefSeq and is a predicted model, not a curated record. The transcript has 6 exons. NCBI's taxonomy places the organism in Eukaryota, Metazoa, Chordata, Crocodylia, Alligatoridae. Bases 345 to 1448 code for a protein of 367 amino acids.